GUCAUCUCCGCGCGACGAUCGAGUCUUCCAAUUUCGCCAUGGCCGAAUCUGAGUCAAAAAAAGUGAUCAAGUUAGUUCCUGAGUAUCUCCUGAAAAAGAGGAAAGCAUACCAGGCUAUUAAAGCCACACAAGCCAAGCUUGCACUGCUUGAGAAGAGAAAGGUAUCAAAAGGCAAAUCAUUAAAGUUCAAGCGUUUAGAAGACCUUUUGAAAGACAGUCACAAGAAGCAUCGUGAUGAAACUCGCAUCCGCAGAGGCGAACACAGGCCCCCUGCCCCUCUGCCUCCUGCUAAGAACAGGCUAGCCUUCGCCGUCCGGAUCAGAGAAAUUAAAGGUGUCAGUCCUAAAGUGAUGAAGGUGGUCCAGAUGUUGAGGCUGAGGAAGAUCUUCAGUGGGGCCUUUGUCAAAAUCAACAAGACCUCUGUAGCCAUGAUGAAGGUGGUGGAGCCCUAUGUGGCUUGGGGAUUUCCCAACUUGAAGUCUGUUCGUGAGCUCAUUCUGAAGAGAGGACAGACCAGGAUAGGCAGGAGGAGAGUUCCUCUCACAGACAAUGCCUUCAUUGAGCAGCACAUGGGUAAACAUGGCAUCAUCUGUUUGGAGGACAUGAUUCACGAGAUCUACUCGGUUGGUAAGGCCUUCCGGGCUGCCAACAACUUCCUGUUGCCUUUCAAGUUGUCAGUGGCUCGUCACGCUGCCAGGGAUAAGGCUGGGCUCCUGAAGGACCUGGGAAAGCCUGGGUUUCGUGAUACAGACAUUAACUCUAUCAUCAGACAGCUGAACUGAGGAGAAACGCAUCCAAUGUGGACACUCCAGUUAUUUCGAGAAAGCUUUUGUUCUUGAGGAGCAACAGCCAAUGAUGUCAAAAUAUGUUAAAAAUAUUUUUGGUUUCUUUGGCAGUGAAGCUCAUGGGAGUCCCCCAGAGUCAUUUCUCAUACAUUAAUCUGUACACCCACUCUCUGGUUACACUUACUCUCUAACUGCAACUGCUGGGAGACAUCAGAAGGACCUAAAGUGGAGACUAUCGUUAUCCAUGUUGUUUUUUUGUUUUGCACAUGUUUGAAAUACAAUAUCAUGUAGUGCCCCCUCCCCCCCGACCAUGGAUUAAUGGAAGCAGUUAUGCUCUUUGGUAAAAAUGUGUAACAAUAUUUUGAAUCACUCGUGACAUGUAAAAUAUUGUCAAAAGGUGCUUAGUUGUUACACAAAAUAUUCCUCAAUUUGUCAGAAGAAUUGAUCCCUACUUAUUACCUAUGCAAGGACAGUCAUAGAAUAAUUAGGACGGCUUGUCCUGCAUGCAGGAGCAACCAGCCCAUCUACAGCUAGCUCAUUUACUGCAUUUAGUAGUGUUCAGUGUGGAAAGGUGUGAAGUCUGAAAAUCUGUUAAACACUCAUUCAUUGACUUAUGAUUCACUGUUGAUACACUUUGUUUUUACAAUAAUAAAAAAAAAAGAUCCAGUA
Molecule: messenger RNA, 1454 nt
Organism: Micropterus dolomieu (smallmouth bass)
Lineage: Eukaryota; Metazoa; Chordata; Actinopteri; Centrarchiformes; Centrarchidae
Gene: rpl7l1
Product: ribosomal protein L7-like 1
Exons: 6
Coding region: 39-782 (247 amino acids)
Biological process (GO): maturation of LSU-rRNA from tricistronic rRNA transcript (SSU-rRNA, 5.8S rRNA, LSU-rRNA)
Cellular component (GO): cytosolic large ribosomal subunit
Molecular function (GO): structural constituent of ribosome; RNA binding
Source: RefSeq, a predicted model, not a curated record